GUGCGCCAGCCGCGGCGGAGUCGUCCGGCUGCACGGCGUUUGCUUUUCGAGACCGAAGUGAGUCAGUCAGUCAAGCGUCGACCAUCGUCGGCAUCGGACGCUCGUGGAAUCUUUCCAAAUUCUUCCAGCGCACGUCUGCUCCGUAAACCAUUCUUCCGUUCGUUAUGAAUAUUUCGAAAAUCGACGAAAAGAUCGAUCGAUCGUGACCACGAGGUAUUCCAAUCGAAGAACGAUUCGAUGGGGUUUGAUCGUGGCUUUCGUUGAUUGUGUUUUUCGCGAUCGUUACACUAACACUGAUCGGCAACGCGGUCCUUAACGAUAUCCUGACACAUCAGAGUGCAUGUUAUAAAUUUAGAAUAAAAUGUUGACACGGGACUUGUUGACUCUUGCGACGAUGGUGUCCGGUCUAACUGUGGUCAUUGGUGCUUCCAUAGAUCUUGAUUCGAGGGACUACGAGGUGCUCACCGAUAACGAGGGAAAAUCCGAUGACAAUGACUCGCCAUACGUCCGAGAAGUGAGGUGUUAUUGCAAUCAACCGGAAUGUGUGCCUCAAGGAUAUAUGUGCCGUGGCAGGGGCUGCUUUUAUCCAUCAUUAUUAAGAGCAGAACCUAGCGCCUACAGUGGCUGCCUCGAUGAGAGCUUCAAAGAACAGCAAUGUCCUACGGGAUACCUCUGUUGCGAACAAGAUCUCUGUAACCACGUGGAUAGCCCAGCCAUGAGAAACAGGCUCAACAAGACUCUUCAAGUACUGGUGAGUGACCAACGACCUUUUCUCGGUCCGGGGCAGCCGAUCAAUCACGGAGGUCAGUCGACAGAUGGAUGGUUCAAGACUGCCACAAUCGCUGUACCGAUUUGCGGUAUAAUCGUUCUACUGAUACUGGCCAGUCUUGCCACUAAAUUGCUUCAGCCUGUGCCGACGCAAAGCGACAAACUCGGAUCACAUCAAAUGCCCGAUAAUGGACCACCGUUAUUAGGAUCACCGAAAGUGCCUCUCGUUUAAUAAUCUCGCAAUCCCAAAGACGUUCGAUAAAGUGUUCUAGCGGAUAGACAUUAGUAAGACUAACUAGAAAGCUAGCGGGCUUGUAUAGCUCCACUUGGCUGUGAAUUUUGUGAAAAAAGCGACUGCUGUAAAUUAUAACAUUGCGUGUUGUGCAUCGAUAGUUGCAAUUCCUUUGAACGACGAUCCUGUGAAUGAUCGUCGUACGAUUGAAGAGUGAGAAAAGGUCAAUAAAACAGGGCCUUUGUACAUGACGUUAAUUAAAAGCAAAAAAGAAAGAAAAAAAAAAAUGAUACGCAUGAUAACGCCUUUAUUGUAGCAUUGUAAAUAGAUUAUGUAUUUUGUAUCGUAUAUUAAAUGAUAUUCGCUUAUUUAGGCGGCGUACAAAUUGUAAUUGUAAUCGCGUUUUACGAUAUCGUCGAACUUCGAUUGUUAAAGACGGGUUUAGACAGAAGAUCAUAGUAAUGUUACAAUAUAAUCUCAAGGGAUACACAUAUAAUCCUGCAAUAAGAAUAAUUCUUUCCAUCGAGAAACGAUAUCGAUGAAAAAUGAACGAAGAACACUAAAAAGUCUGAUACUUGUUUUUUUAAUUGUAUAAGAUAUCUUCUUCCGCAAAUCAGUUAUUCUAGUACAUCAUGUACUCCUCACAUAAUAAUCGUAUUCCAUAUAAAUAUUACUAUAUUGUGAUAGUAUGACAUAACUUGUAUAUUAAUUAUAUUAUUAAAUGUACCACGACUUUAUUUUACAACACGUGUUACUCGUGAGGGACAAAUCGAUACGAAAAUCGACUUAAAAUACAUUGAAAUAAUUUUUCAAUAA
Molecule: messenger RNA, 1816 nt
Organism: Bombus pascuorum
Lineage: Eukaryota; Metazoa; Arthropoda; Insecta; Hymenoptera; Apidae
Product: BMP and activin membrane-bound inhibitor homolog
Exons: 3
Coding region: 362-1000 (212 amino acids)
Source: RefSeq, a predicted model, not a curated record